UGCAGCAGGAAAAUACAGUGUCGAAGCGCACAGAGCUGGCACUGCUGUGUGUAUGUGUGCGUGUCGGUGCGCGCCAGGCAGUGGUCACCUCUCCUGCCAUGGAAGAGGGUCCACAUCGGUCGGACACACAGGGCUGCAUCUUAUUAUAAAACUCUGCUCAACAGCGGGACUCUGUGCUUUUGUUGGGAUUUAACGCGCCCGGUGCGCCGGUGGGAGCGGAUGCGGAGCACAGCAGCGGUCGCCGGCGCGUCUCCAACUUGACCACCACCAGACAAUGGGAGCAGCUGAGCCGAGCUGCUGCAGCGCCAAGUACUACUACAACUGCUCGCCCCUGGGAGAUAAGUACGAGGAGAAGAGGGAGAACCAGCAGCGAGAGGAGGGGGUAAAGAAGGAGAGGGAGAAGAGGAGGCAGACGUGUUGUACCUGCAGCAGCAGCAGCGCCGGGACUCCCACAGCAGCCGAUACGCACAGAUCCAGAACGACGCUCCGGCUGCCUCAGGGAUCCAUGUGAGACGGAGCCUGCAGAUGUGAGAGAAAGCUCUCUUCUGUGUGCGGAUUUUGGGAAUAUAAUACAUUCAUAUUUGUUUCAGCGCUCCAGGGACAAGCGGACGCCGGUUUCUGCAGUCAAACAGCCACUGAAGGAAUAUGUCUCAUUUCUCUGUUAACUGCGACGGAGCGCACAGACCGGACCUUAGAGUCAUUGCGUGUAUUUGUGUCAGGUAUUAGCAGGCUGCAAGCGCUUGCUGUCCUCUGAAACCAGUGACCCCCCUCCCUUCCCAUUUUUGUCCCCGGUUGUCCCCCCUUGAACCAAAACCUGGACGAGCUUCCUCCUUACGGUCCCUCCGGCUGCCUCUGUCCGAGGUUCUGAACACAUUUUCGGGCUGGAUUCAGUGGAUUUUCUGUUGCGGCGGCGCUGGGGGAGUGAGAACGGACACAGGCAUGAUUUUAUGGAGAGUGAAGUGAUGGCCAUCCCGCGGCUCGGCACUGGAGAAUACGGGAUCUGAAACGGACACGCACCCACAGAGAAGCAGGACAUUCCGGGCUCACCUUGGAGGUCAUAAACCAUCGCCCAAGCCCCCCCCUGUCCCCGUCACCAGACCUCCUUCUCAGCCUUUUCUGAAGAGUGUCCAACACCUUCACAACCCCCCUCCAAAUAAAAUGAGACUGGCAAAAAUGUGCCGACUGAACGCGCUGGGGAUCUAUUUGUGGGAAACGGUUUUAUUUUUCAGUUUAGCAGCAUCAAAAGAAGCUGCGGCGAGGAAAGCUGCCUCCCCGAUGCCACCGUCGGAGUUUCUGGACAAAUUGAUGGGGAAAGUCUCGGGGUACGACGCCAGAAUUCGACCGAAUUUUAAAGUGUUCAACAAAGACCCCAAAGGCUCGAAAAAUGAAGCUACUCACAAGAAAGGUCCCCCUGUCAACGUAACCUGCAACAUUUUUAUCAACAGUUUUGGCUCCAUUGCUGAAACAACAAUGGACUACAGAGUGAACAUUUUCCUGAGGCAGCAGUGGAACGACCCCAGGCUGGCUUACAGCGAGUAUCCUGACGACUCGCUGGAUCUCGACCCCUCCAUGUUGGACUCCAUCUGGAAACCUGACUUGUUCUUUGCCAAUGAGAAGGGGGCCAACUUUCAUGAGGUCACUACAGACAACAAGCUCCUACGCAUCUCUAAAAAUGGCAACGUGCUCUACAGCAUACGAAUAACUCUGGUCCUUGCCUGUCCGAUGGAUCUGAAGAACUUCCCCAUGGACGUCCAGACCUGCAUCAUGCAGCUAGAGAGCUUCGGGUACACUAUGAAUGACCUGAUCUUCGAGUGGGACGAGAAGGGAGCCGUGCAGGUGGCCGACGGUCUGACGUUACCUCAGUUUAUACUCAAAGAGGAGAAAGAUCUGCGCUACUGCACCAAGCACUACAACACAGGUAAAUUCACCUGCAUUGAGGCUCGUUUCCACCUGGAGCGUCAGAUGGGUUAUUACCUGAUCCAGAUGUACAUCCCAUCGCUGCUCAUCGUCAUCCUGUCCUGGGUCUCCUUCUGGAUCAACAUGGACGCAGCGCCUGCCCGCGUUGGUCUGGGAAUCACCACAGUGCUGACCAUGACCACGCAGAGCUCGGGCUCCAGAGCCUCUCUGCCCAAGGUGUCCUAUGUGAAAGCCAUUGAUAUCUGGAUGGCCGUCUGUCUGCUGUUUGUCUUUUCGGCCUUGUUGGAAUACGCCGCCGUGAACUUUAUCGCCCGCCAGCACAAGGAGCUGCUGCGCUUCAGACGGAGACGACGACACAUGAAGCCUGAGUCUUGGCCUGUGUUGCAGGAGGAGGACCCGGGUGACGGGCGCUUCAGCUUCCCUGGGUACGGCAUGGGUCCUGCCUGCCUGCAGGCCAAGGAUGGCAUGGCCAUCAAGGGCAACAACAACAAUGCCCCGACCUCGGCACCGCCCGAGAAGAGCAUUGAGGAGAUGAAGAAGCUGUUCAUCAGCCGGGCCAAGCGCAUUGACACAGUGUCCCGCGUGGCCUUCCCGCUCGUCUUCCUCAUUUUUAACAUUUUCUACUGGAUCACUUACAAGAUCAUCCGCAGCGAGGACAUCCAUAAGCAGUAGCCGAAUGGAGGAAAUGGGCGACAGUGACGUGAAGCAAAGAAAGCAGCAAAACAAAUUAAAAAUAUGAGACAAAGAUGACUCCAAAGCAGAUAUUAUUGCCCCUCUUUUCCAGCCAUACCUCUUGUCCUCUUCUUUCAUCCUCUUUCUCUUUGGUCAAAGAUUUGCUGCUUUUUGUGGCCCCUCCUUUGAGCCCCAUUUGACCAAACCGUUUGAAGCUUUUUAUUACUUUUUCCUACCUUUCUUGCCCUCCUCCUGAAUCCCAGACCCUUUUCCCUGUUUCUUUAAAACCCCUUAACAGUCUGGACCAGUGCAAUAGCAAUGCAGUAUAAUGCAUGAUAUAUGAAUGUGGCAGUAUACUGAAGAAGAAGCGUAAAAAAAUAAACCUAAACUUUCCAAGACACACCCAGGAUUCUGUUUGGGAGUGAACGGACUAAAACAAAAGGAGACAAAAAGAUCUUGUAUUUAAUUUUAGCUUUUUUGUGACAACAAAAAUAUAAUUCUAUAUGGAAAUAUGACGUAGGGAUGGGGUGGGAAAGGUGCAAGAGGCAUAUAGCAGUGUAGUAUACUUAUUUAUCAUAAUUGGAAGAUAUAUGGACCAUGUCUCCAAGGAUGGACAUCUGGAACAAAGGAUGUUUAACCCCCAAAAAAGAAAAGAAAGAUGGCGGUUCAGUGCUUCCACUAAAUUAAUUGAUGCAAGGAUCAUGCAUUCUAUAUAUCUAGAUUUGCUUCAAACAUGUAUUGCAAGCACUUGUCAAAGCUUUCCCUCCCUCCUGCUGCCAACGCCACAAAAACUGCAGAGACACUUGAAGUUUGUCGCUGCUGCUGGACUAAGAAAAUAAAAUGAAUACAAGACACUAAAAAAAUAAUGGACACCCAGAGCUGAUUAAUACCUGUGAUCAACAUCUAUCAGUUCUUGAUUACUUUCACUCUGCAUCUUUGUGUUUUUUUUGUUUUGUUGUUUUCUUUUCUUUCUUUUUUAAAUAUAAAUACUAAUUAAUAUAUGUGCCAACUAAACUUGUCACUUGUGGCUGUGCGACGCUCGUCAUCUCUGACUUUCUCACCUAGAGGGAGGGCGAGCAGUUUGAUGUCAUUUGUUUCACUGAGAUUUCAGUUCAACGCCAUUAGCCGAAGAAAGACCAGCUCGAUCCUUGACCGGAGUAAAAAAAUGCAGAUUCUGAUUCGUUUUCCUUUGCUGUAUUGGUUGGGACUGAAACAUUCACAUGUUUACAUCUUUGAGCUUCCUUGCUUCAACUCUGCCUCAAUGUGACGCCAACAUCCCCCACCUAUCCUGAUCCUGAGCAAGAGGACAAACGUCUUUACUCAUACAUAAAACAUCGAACUUUACGUGCAUCUCAUCCACAUGGACCAACUGUAGCUGUGAACUUCAUGGAACUGCAUCAUCACACACACAGAGUGCUACACCUGGAUUUAUUUCACCACACUGGAUGGGAUUUAAUCAGUCAGGCUGGUAGAUGUGAUCGAUUGAUAAUUUUUGCUUUGCACCAGGCUUCUCUAUGCAAUGAUCAGUAUAUGCAAUUUUAAUUUUUACUUCUUCACUGCUCUUCCAUCUCAAGUGGUUACACUUUAACGAUUAGAGGUGAGAAUGCCAAGGUAUUGACCUCUUUAAGGCACUUUUGGCCCAAAAGCAUGCAGAUGCCUGCAUGAAAAACUGGUCUGUAAAAAGAAAGACUGAGCCAAAUCUAACUUGAUAUUAAGAUUUUCCCCAUGUUUAAUGCACUAAAGAUUAUUACGUUGGCUAAGUCAUCUGCAUAUUCCAAGCAGAAUAUCCCUAAGUGCUUUUAUGCUUUGAAAAUGUUAAAAAAUGCUACAAUUCUGGGAAAUUACCAGUUUUUUUAGCAAAGAAAAAUCUAAAAUUUACCUUAGAGAUGUAGUUACUCUUGUAACAUUAUUUAACAAAGAGAUUUAUUUAUUCUGAUGACAUAAAAUGUCUUUUAGCACCUAGAAAAACAAAAAAAACAAUGGCUCAAAGUUGUAUGAAUUGAGGAAAACCACUGGCUUAGCAUCAUUAGCUAGGAACAGUAUUGUGUCUCUAGUUUUGUUGCCAGGUUUUAUUCAUGAAAAGUAAGACCUAUCAGUCAUUGUUAUCAUGCUCUAAGAAUCAUACAUUGACACACAAACAUUAUAUUUUUAGAACCAGUUUCAGAUUCUUAUUUUCUGUAUGGAACUGGAAAAAAACAUGGUGCCCUGGGAAUAUUAGAGCCUUUUGUAAUGUUCCUGUUAUGUGCCAUAUACAUUUGAAGAAUAUAAGGUUCACUUCAUAGCCAGCCACAUUAUAUUUAUAGCUUAUGCAGUUUUUACUUGUAGAACACAUUUUCUGAAUAUCCUAAAAUAGAUCUGACGGUACAGGUUAUCUGUCAUUUCCAAAAUCUGUUUUAUCUCAUCAUGAAUACAUCCCAGGCUUUGUGAAUGAAGGUAUGCGAGACUGAUCUGAAGGGCUAUGCCACUCAUUGACUCCAUUCUGAUUCUAGAUAUUAAAAUAAAAAGUGCCAUAAAAACACACAUCACCCAAAAAAAGCUAUGCAUUUCAUCCAAAAUACAUUUUUCUAAAACUUGUUUGCCUGGACCUCUAUGAGUCUUGGUUAAAGUUUGUGUAGGUUGUCCAUGUUUCAUUGAUAACUGAAGGCCAGGUUGCAGGGGCAAGACAUUAAGCAGAGAUACCCAGACCCGUCUCUUCCCAGCUACCUCCUACAGCUCACCUGGGGGACGCUUGGAGUCGAGAAAGUCCUUGGCCAAACCAAACCCUAAUUCCAGCUGACACCAAAACCAUCUUGAUUAGUUUUAAAGUAAUACAUUUUCAGGCUGGCUCCUCAAUGAAAGCCAAAAACACUUAUGGUUCAGAUAUGACCUACGUUGAUAUGACAUAGGCAUAUAGAAAAAAAAGUUAUUUGUCAGGUGGCACAUUUUCUACUGCUUAUUGUGAUAAACGGUCAAUGGAGACUGGGGAUUGCUGGGGAUUGUAAGGAAAUGUGGCUACACAACCUGGCUCUCUUGAACUGAGAUUCUUUAAAACAGUUUGAGGGUUAUGAAACCUCAGUGCCAUUUCUGAACAAAUAAUCAAAAGGACCACCUUUAACUGCUUCUUGGCUGAAUUAGUUUACAAAUAAAAUGAGAGUGCAAUGGGGUUGUUGCUAACUAAAUAAUUUUGAAGCCUUUAAUAAAACAGUCCAUCAAAGCCCAAAAUAGUGUAUCAAUAUUGCUUAAUUUCUGCAAACUCAAUUGAGUUUUAUGAUUUUACGUCUAGAAAAUUCAGUAGCAAAGAAAAGUACGCACACUUUGUAAGCAUUCAAGCUAUGUAACAGGUCUGUUAGCAUUGUGAAGCGUUGGGUAAAAUCAACUACAAUUUUUAAAAGACUCAUCAAAUGAUAGCCCACAAUUUACAGCUAGGUAGGUAGAAAUACUUUGAAUAAAUAAUUGCAUAAAAACUAAAGGUUUUUUUUACUUAUCUUACUUGAACAACAUGCUGCUUUCACUUAAAUUAGGAUUAAUUUAUUGACCAAAAGCUUUUUUUCCCUAUUAGACACUUUUUUUUAAAAUUUGCAAUUAAAAAACAGUUUUUAGUUUUAGUUACACUGGUCCAAAGUCAUGGAUAAGCUUCUACCAACAACUAUUCAAUUCAGUUCUAUUCAGUUUACUUGUAUAACAUCAAUGCACAGCAAAUUGAAUCUCAAAGCACUUCACAAAACUAAACAAGUCUAUUUCAUUUCCAGAAAUAUAUAAUUAGAUCAGAUCAAUACAACCUUAUCAUAUAGAUGGAUUUCAAUAACAUUUAGCAUAUUUCUGGGUCCUAUUUACAAUAUAAUGCAGUCAAAUAGUGAAAUUCAGUUUUUGAGGCCUUUUGGUAAAACCAGUUAAUAUUCAAAAGAAGACCUGAUUUAAAUCAAGAACUUUGCAACAAACCUUCCUUUUGACCAAACAUGUGAUGACGGUGGAUGAUGUUUUGACAACAUCAAGUUUUCAACAAUCCAAGCUUCCUCUACAAUCACACUAGAGAUGUUUUAUGCAGGCUCAAAAUUCACACCAAACCACAACAACCAGAAUUUGUCACUAAUAAACUGAAAUGCUUAAUGAGUGAGGGGAAAUAGUAAAUGUCAAAUAAAUAAAUAUUAAAAUAAAUCAUUUUAAUAUUAUAAAGUCCCAAAACACGUGCAUUUUUAUGCUUCCUUGGAUAUAUUUCAACAUAUAGCCUAUUUGAAAAUAGUUUUGCAGAUGAAAGUUUAAAAACGUAUUGUGGGAUUUUCAGAGAAUCAUGAAAUCAUUUGAUCUGUUUAAUCAAAGUGGCAGCUUCUGCAAGAUAAACAGUUUAGCUUUAACAUAUUCUAAAAAAAUAUUCAUUCAUUAUUCAAAUGACAGAAAGUUCAAUCUCGGGCUAAUCUGGAACUAUGGAACUGAAUUCUUUAUCUCUGCGUGUAUUAAUGUCUCUGCCUUUCUGAAUAAAACUGAAACCAGAAUAAGAAACCUCAGAAACGAGCUCUGUCUCAUUAGAUACUAUUUUUUUCUUCUGUGCCAUAAACAUUCCAACUUGAAGCACUUGUUUUGAGCCAGCAUCCGUUUUCCUGGAGCACUCACACGUAUCUUCUUGUGCCAUAUCGGGGUUGAAUAUGCAACCAACAAACAAUGGGAAUACAAAGAAAAUGAAAACUGGACCUACAAGCAUAUGAUGAAUUUUUCAACCACUUUACAUGAUUCAUGAAUCUUUCCUCUGGCAUCGCUCCUCUGUGUAUCAUAUCUUCAUCAUCAUCAACCUCAUAUUAUUGUAUUAGUCAUUGAUUAUAAUGUAAUGGUUGGAGUUGCAAAUGGUAUAAUAUGUAAAAAAAAAAAAAAAAAAAAUUUGGGUUUAUAUUGCAUCACAUUGAAAAAGAAUAUGAAAGAUAAGUUUAUCAAACUUUAAUUUCUAGGCCGGAUUUUAAAGAAGCACGGUUUAAUAUUUUGAUGGUUAUUAAUUUUGAGGAGGUUUUUUUUGCGUGUAUUUUAGUGUAUGUAUUAUACAAUCUGACGCCCAGAGGGAAAAGGAAAAAUACAGCGAAACCUGAAUUGCUGUGAAUUAAUGGAAUUACCAUUAUUCAUUUACUGAUCUUCUUUGCAAAAGUUGGAAUGGCCUUAAUUUUGCUUUACCUGCUUCUAUUGUGUCUGGCACAAAGUGCAACUCUUUUUAAUUUGCUAAAUUUCCGAUGCUAAUUAUGGCGCUUAUAUAAGCUGAGAGUGCACAUCAAAGCAAGGUGAAAAAGUUCUGCGAAUUCUGUUUAUUUUUCAUUAAUCUGAGAAACUAUAUUUUGCAUGAAUAUAAAUAAAAAUGGCAGAUAUUUUGGCUUGUACAAAAAAUGUGAAGCAAUUUGAAGAUGAAAAAAAGAAUGUACUGUUUCUGCUGUAUCUGUAUAUAUCUGAAUAUUUAUUAAAAAAAAUAUGUCAUACUACUAAUUCUAUUAACGAUUAAAGGUUUUCUGGACAAAAA
Molecule: messenger RNA, 8059 nt
Organism: Xiphophorus couchianus (Monterrey platyfish)
Lineage: Eukaryota; Metazoa; Chordata; Actinopteri; Cyprinodontiformes; Poeciliidae
Gene: glra1
Product: glycine receptor, alpha 1
Exons: 11
Coding region: 1159-2589 (476 amino acids)
Biological process (GO): monoatomic ion transmembrane transport; chloride transport
Cellular component (GO): postsynaptic membrane; plasma membrane
Molecular function (GO): transmembrane signaling receptor activity; extracellularly glycine-gated chloride channel activity; transmitter-gated monoatomic ion channel activity
Source: RefSeq, a predicted model, not a curated record